Messenger RNA from Canis lupus familiaris (dog), 471 nucleotides. RefSeq names its product 40S ribosomal protein S11-like. Gene Ontology annotation, biological process: translation. The record is from RefSeq and is a predicted model, not a curated record. Gene Ontology annotation, cellular component: ribosome; cytosolic small ribosomal subunit. Gene Ontology annotation, molecular function: structural constituent of ribosome. Lineage: Eukaryota; Metazoa; Chordata; Mammalia; Carnivora; Canidae.
AUGGUGGCCAUUGGGACACAGUGCACCUACCGAAGGCAGCUGACGGUCUUUCAAGAUAAGAGGGUCCUUCUUGGAGAAACUGGCAAGAGGACACUCCCGCGAUAUUACAAAAUCAUCACUCUGGGCUUCAAGACACACAGCGAGGCCACUGAGGGCACUUCUACUGGCAGGAAAUGCCCCUUUACUAGCAAUGUCUCCAUGGGAGGGCGGAUUCUGUCUGGCAUGAUGACGGAGAUGAAGAUGCAGAGGACCAGUGUCCUCCACCAAGACUGCUCCCAUUACAUCCGAAAGUACAACCGCUUCAAGAGAUGCCAUAAGAACAUGUCUGUACACCUCCCCUGUUUCAGGGACCUCUAGAUUAGUGACAUGGUCACAGUGGGUGAGUGCCAGCCCUUGAGCAAGACUGUGCUCUUCUACGUGCUUAAGGCCAGCAAUGCUGCCAGCACCAAAAAACAACUCCAGAAUUUCUGA